Molecule: messenger RNA, 366 nt
Organism: Rhizopus microsporus ATCC 52813
Lineage: Eukaryota; Fungi; Mucoromycota; Mucoromycetes; Mucorales; Rhizopodaceae
Exons: 2
Coding region: 1-366 (121 amino acids)
Source: RefSeq, a predicted model, not a curated record
AUGAAUGAGGAUACAGCUUUAUUACGAGAAAGCACCAAAAGCGACUGUAAAACAAUGCUCAAGAAAGCGUUUAUUUGGUUUUGGAGAAUUUGUAUAUUUGCUAUAACAGGUUCUUCAAGUGUUCAUGUCACUUCUGCACUUUUACAUUGGCUUCAUUUCCCAAAAAACACAUGGUAUUACUAUGUGGUAUUUAUCUUGGUAGAGACCGUAGUCUACACCAUCAUGCUCGUCUCUAUUGGCACUAUUCUCUUUCAAUGGCGAUACUUUUGUACAAUAGCCUUUAGAUUGUGGGCAUGGCUAAUGCCUAAACGAUGGAAAACUUGGUGUGCAAGACGCCUUGAUAACUCACCAGCAACACUUUUGUAA